This is a messenger RNA of Trichoderma aggressivum f. europaeum, 681 nucleotides long. RefSeq lists its product as uncharacterized. NCBI's taxonomy places the organism in Eukaryota, Fungi, Ascomycota, Sordariomycetes, Hypocreales, Hypocreaceae. The transcript has 3 exons. The record is from RefSeq and is a predicted model, not a curated record. The coding region runs from base 1 to 681 and encodes 226 amino acids.
AUGGCAACUAACGCGAUUGACUUUUAUUCUCACCGCGAUGGCCCCAACCCUUGGAAGAAUAUUAUUCUUUUUGAGGAACUGGGCAUUCCUUACAACGCUACAUAUCUCACCUUUGGAGAUGCAAAUGGUGGUGUUGAGCACGAAGACUUUUUAAAGAAAAAUCCAGCUGGACGUGUCCCAUGGAUUAAGGACCCCACAACUGGCAUUGAGCUGACAGAGUCCAACCUGAUCAGCGAAUAUUUGGUCGAGCACUAUGACAAGAAGGGUAUAUUUAGCGUGGAUGGCGAGCAGAAUCAGCUUCUUAUCAAGCAAUGGCUCGGGUUUCAGGCGGCCUCUCAGGGACCAUUCUUUGCUCAGGGCCUGAUUGCGCAACACGUCCUGAAAAAUGAGGGCUCAACGAAGCACUUUCAGGCCUUGGUCAAAAGGACCAUCACCACUGUUGACCGCGCCCUCCGAGACAAGGAGUACCUGGUAGGAGACAAGAUUACUCUAGCCGAUCUGGCAUAUAUCCCUUGGGACCUGGCUUUGGAUACCAUUCUCUUGGGCGAUGAAGAGUCUGCAACCGCCGAAGACCGCAAGAAGUUGUGGCCUAACUGGUUUGCAUGGCACAACAGGGUCUUGCAGCGUCCUGCAGUGCAGAAGAUGCUCGCUAUUCAGAGGAAGGCCCAAGGUAAAGAGUAA